Lachancea mirantina is the source of this 1959-nucleotide messenger RNA. The record is from the annotation of a GenBank genome assembly. NCBI's taxonomy places the organism in Eukaryota, Fungi, Ascomycota, Saccharomycetes, Saccharomycetales, Saccharomycetaceae.
AUGGAUGGUGACACGUUUGGAAUGGGCAAGGAUGCGGUAGCUACGUUACAAGGUUUACCAACAGAGGUUUUGAUACGGAUUUUCAGCUAUCUUGAUGAGAAGGAUUUCCUUAAUUUACAGGAAAGUUGUAAACAGUUUGAACAGAUUAUAAACGAUGAAGAAUUAUGGAAAAAUCUGUUUGUUUCCCGAAUUUAUACGCAGUUCUUCCCGUCGUUCUCGAAAUCGCCAAAAUAUAGCAUUGAAUACAUCGAAAGGACCCGAGGUUUGAACGAGUGGCGCCAUAAUAGGGCUGUGAAAACGAAAUACACGGUUGCAACGCAGAACGUGCAUAAUCAGCUGGAAAAAGUUAUAUUUGAGUAUCCACGAUGUGCGUGCUAUAGCGACGGUGUGAUCAUGAUUGUGCAAUUGCACUCCAAGAGGCGCAAGGACCGUUUGACGUAUAUGCCGUGCACGACACCGCAGGGUUGUUCGACGAUGCAUUUUAACAUCAAUGCUGCUGUUUUUGGCCGGUUUGAUGGACGCGUGUUUGGGAAAUUGUUGACAAACAAGUCUCAUUUGUCGCCCGUCACUGAAUUUGACGCGUUGCAUAGUGCGUGUGUCACUGCUAUAACGACCGCAGCGCUUGAGGACUCGCGUGAGGACUGGUGUGUGAGUGGAAGCGAAAAUGGUGAAAUCAUAUGGUGGUGUGAGGCCAAGAUGCGCAGGAAACUGCGUCUUUCGCAACAACCUAUUUUGCGCGUCGCAAUGAACCGAGACACAACAGUAGUCAUGGAUCUCAGGAGGAUUUAUGUAGUGGAACAAAUGGAAGCUGUCGAUGUCAUCGAUGUGCCAUACGAGCUGGCUCGAAAUCCGAAUCAAUUGCAUUUUUUCAAGAUCGAUUUUGGCGGUAAGUUGCUCAUCAUAGGAGAUACAAGGCGCAUCUACGUCAUAUCUAUUAAUCCACACAAAGAUUUCGGGUUCACAAGGUCAUUGGAAUUUGUUGAGAGAAUUCAAGACAUUGGCAUUGAUGAGGUGACCUCUAAGAGACAACAGAAUUCUCAUAUUGCCGGGGGAGACGGCUGUUUCCUCGCAAUAAUGACUGCGGACAACUCGGUGACUACAAUCAACAUUCGAGCUCCAGGGACAAUUUUACGAACUCAGACAAAACUGGAUUUUAAGGGCGAGCUUUUCGCAUGUAAAGUGAACAAUCUCGUGCUGGUGUGCGCGUUUAGUGAAAGUUUGGGCAUUUUUGACGCUGCGAAUGGUACUGAGCUCAGAGUUGUUCGCAAAACCGAAAAGAUUCCCCAAUUUUUAGACGUUUCGCAUGGCCGCAUGAUAGUCGGAAGUGGCAACGUGUUGAAUUAUUUGCAGUAUACUACCAACGAUGAGCCAACCAAGAGAAAGCACAGCGUCUCAUCCAAGACAAGGAGCAACAAGUGGACGGACGUUCUUCACACUCAAUUAGAUCUCUACAACGAAGACGAAAAGCAGCGGGUAGAUAGUAUACAGCGCUCACAGACUCUUCAACGAAGGUUUGUUGGAGAUGUGGAAGACGAAGAACUGCAAUUGGAGAUAGCCAUGAUGGAAUCUCGAGAUGUCCAUUCUCACAGUUUGCCUCAAGUUCACAAUGGUGAGGAGCAGGACGACGAGCUACUUCUUGCUCUGGAACAGUCCAGGCUCAGUUAUGAAGGAGACGUCAAUACUGAAACGCGGGAGAAUGACCAGGAACUGUUCACGGCUCUGAGGUUAUCCUCAGCAGAAAGUACCAAUCGUAUCAAUUCGAGACGCCUGGAGCGACGUAGAGCACCAUUAGGAGAAUACCUCGGCCCUGACUCAUCUCAUUUUGCCAACGAGGCUGGUAAUCGAAAUAGUCUAAGUCCCUCAACAAACGAUAUCACUCCGCAUUCCGCUGAUCGUCUCGAGUACGAUGAAGAUCUGCAGCUGGCAUUUGCCCUUUCUCUUAGCGAGGAACGAAACUGA